This is a messenger RNA of Octopus sinensis (East Asian common octopus), 705 nucleotides long. RefSeq lists its product as uncharacterized. The transcript has a single exon. Lineage: Eukaryota; Metazoa; Mollusca; Cephalopoda; Octopoda; Octopodidae. The coding region runs from base 1 to 705 and encodes 234 amino acids. The record is from RefSeq and is a predicted model, not a curated record.
AUGGAUCCGUUGAGCAGAAUACUAAAUCAGAAGUUUCCUAAAAUCUGUAUUGACCAAAAUGACCCGUCUCAAAUAACAUACUCAACUAAUCAUCUGCUAUUUAUUGAUGAUUUGAAAAUACUUGCUGAGAAAGAAGAUACGAUCUUGAGGAUGAUGGAUAGUAUUGAUGAAUACUUCAGUGUUGUUGGUGUGAGGAGGAAUUCUGAAAAAUCUGCAACCAAUCUGAAUGAUGUUAAAGAAACUAGAAGCCUUGAUGGAUAUCGAUAUCUGGGAGUCCUGGAGGAUAAAGGAAGCAAUUUAUUAAAGCAUGAAGUUAUGAAAAAAAUUGCAGAAAAUGUAAAGAAGAGAAUUGAAAGCUUAGUGAACACGAAGCUAAAUGCAGUGAAUCUAUUUAAGGCGAUUAAUGAAUAUUCUCUAUCACUUUACAAUUACUAUAUUGGACUAAUUGACAUUGAGCCACACGAGUUUCAAGCCAUUGAUACCGAAGUUCGAAGGAUUCUAUCUAAUUUACAUGUUCAUCUGAAACCUGCAAAUAAGGAAAGAUUAUACAUAAGCAGAUCUAACCUUGGAAGAGGACUUAAUUCAAUUGUCCAUAAAAGUGAAUGCAUGUUAUACCAAUUUUUGACUGAUCUUGAAAGAAAGUCUGCAAUGUGUCUCAGAAAGGCUGGAAUCUUGCGGGUCUUGAAAAUAAUAAAACACAUAUGA